This is a messenger RNA of Sipha flava (yellow sugarcane aphid), 678 nucleotides long. RefSeq lists its product as uncharacterized. The record is from RefSeq and is a predicted model, not a curated record. The transcript has a single exon. Lineage: Eukaryota; Metazoa; Arthropoda; Insecta; Hemiptera; Aphididae. Bases 1 to 678 code for a protein of 225 amino acids.
AUGGGUUUGUCUCUCAACAUCCGUAAAUGUAGAUCUAUGUCGUUUUACCGAUCAUGUUCACCAAUAAACUUUGAUUAUAAUAUCAAUGGACAUAAUCUUCAAAAAAUAGGAAGCACAGUCAAAGACUUGGAUAUAGUUUUUGAUAUUAAAUUAAAAUUUUAUCCACACAUAGAAUCAUCCAGUAGUAAAGCACUAAAAAUUCUCGGUUAUGUAAAACGAGUUUGUAUUCAGUUUAAAUUGAUUACACUUAUCAAAUUAUUAUAUUGUGCCUUGGUUCGCUCCGUGCUUGAAUAUGGAUCAGUAUUGUUUGAUCCGCAUGUAAUCAGUCACAGUUAUAUCUUAGAACGCGUACAGCGUAAAUUUUUAAACUUUGCAGGACAUAUAUUGAAAAUUCCGCAUCAGCCACAUGAUUAUUCUCCAGUUCAUUCCUCUCUACAAUUAUCUUCGUUGGCUGACAAGAGGAUUCAAGCUAAUUCAACUUUUCUUACCAAAUUACUCUCAGGAAAAAUUGAUUCACCUGAUCUCCUCUCCGGCAUACAUUUUAAAAUCCUUUCUGUGGACACACGUUUUAACCAUCCGUUUUAUAUUCCUGUUUGCAAAACUAAUUAUGCUGCUAAUGAUCCGCUUAUAAGAAUAAUGAGGAUUGCUAAUACCGACCCAUCUCAUUCUCUUAUUUAA